AUUUUAGAUUAAGUUUAAAUGGCCGGCUUGAUUCCUCAACGAAGUGUGUCUGGUAAUGUGGCCGGCUCGCUCGGAAGAAGACCAGACUUUCAGAGUUUCAAGUCGAACAGCCACAACAACGCUGUCGUCAGCGGUUUGAACGAUCUUCGAGAAGACAAGAUCCUCUGUGACGUAACACUGAUAGCGCAAGAGCAACCAUUCUUAGCUCAUAAAAACGUUCUCGCUUCUUGUAGUCCUUAUCUACGCAAUCUCUUCAACAGCGAGGAUGGAUUUAAGAACGAACACGAGGUCGUUGAAAUCCGAGGUGUGAGCGCUGAUGGAUUACGUCACGUCAUUAACUUCUUGUAUACAUCUGAGCUUCAACUCAGUAUGAGGAACGUACAUUGUGUGUUAUCUGCUGCUGGUCAUAUGCAGAUUAAGCCCAUACUUAACUUCUGCAAGACGUUCUUGGUAGGCGAGAUAUCAGUUUACAACUGCGUUGACAUCAUUCAUAUCGCGGAUAAAUAUACAUUAGCUGGGGUGGAGGAUAAGGCUUAUAGUUUCAUUGCUGAACAUCUGAACGAACUUGUUAAAACAGAAGAAAUUCAGAAAUUAACCAUCAACAACAUGAGUCUCCUCCUGGAUUCGUAUUCGCUAAAAAAUGUUUCUGAACUUGAAUUGUUUGAAGCAGCAAGGCAGUGGUUGCUUUAUAAAACGGAGAGAUACCAACAUGUGCGAACAUUGAUGGAGAAGAUUCAUUUCCCGCUCAUUCCUCCUCGUGACUUGCUUCGUUACGUUAACUUUGUUGAGUUUAUGCGAGUGGAAUGCAACUACUUGUUACUUGAGGCUUCCAACUACCAUAUGUUACCGCAUUCGCAACCUAUUCUGCAGUCUGUUAGAACACAGGUUCGUUCGAACGACACACGAAUGGUUAUCAUUGGUGGAGUGGAUCCGCAUGACCGAGUAUCCAACCAGUUGUUUGCGAUCAACAGCGAUAUGUCAAAGUCGGAGUUUCUUCCCCCGAUGCAUGAAGGAUUGUGCAGCCACUGUGCUUGUGUUAUGAACAACUUCUUAUACGUGGUUGGUGGGCAGAACAUGUUUGAUGAAAGAGGAACGACUGCCGUCAACUCUGUCAUUAGAUAUGAUCCGAGGUUCAACAUAUGGAUGAGAAUCGCUUCCAUGAACGACAAGCGAGCCGGCUUCACUGUCAGUGUGGUGGAUAACAGGAUGUAUGCAUUAGGUGGCGUCAACGCUGCUGGGCGAAUGUCAUCAAUGGAAUGUUACUCGCUCGAGGAUGAUCGUUGGCGAUAUGUAGCCUCCGUGCAGACUGGUCUGUGCGACCAUGCGCAGUCAGUUCAUGGAAAUCUUAUAUAUAUAAGUGGGGGCUUCAAGGAGGGAAGAUUCAACAACCAACUGUUGGCUUACAGUCCAAGACAUGACACCUGGCAUGAGAGAACUCCCAUGCACUUUGCAAGAGGAUGGCACGCCAUGGUUGCAUUUGGAGACAGUAUAUUUGUUACUGGUGGCAAUGCUGGUUUGAACAAGAGAGUUGAUAUUCAUGAAACUGAAAUCUAUAGUGCGAUGUCGGACCAAUGGACACUCGUGGCCCCCCUACCCCUUCCCCAUAGUGAGGGGGGGUGCGCUUAUUAUGAUGGAAAGAUAUUUGUGGUUGGUGGGUACAGUUGGACACAACAGAAAUGUUUGAGCACGAUUCAGUCUUACGACCCAAACAAGGACCAAUGGGAGAAUCCAGGAAAUCUUCCAAUUGAGUUAUCUGGUGUUCGGUUAGCCAACCUCACUAUACCAUACACUGUGUCUCCAAGGAGUGGCUUGACACAAGGUAGUCACGUGCCGCUGUCAUGGCCCCCGAAGCCGGGCCAAGCCAGGUUUAUUGAACAGCAGGACCCCCGCAUGAUGAUGGGAAACCCCCUGUUUAACCCCGCAGGGGGACCCCCGAUAUCUGGGUUCAUGGACCCAUUCGCUAUGAAUGACAUGAGGGACGCAAUGAGCGAAUACACUCAAUCAAGUAUGGGAAGAUUUGCUCCACCACUUUCAAUGGGCCGAGAUGGAAGAUUACCGACCGCGAAAGACUUACGCGCACCAAUGGUUCGUAACAUGCCGCUAGAUGUGGGCAAAGAGUACAGGCUUGCGAGUCAGGAAGGUUCAAGUAUUUACAGCCACCCACGUAGCACAAGCAUCGAUGACGGAAGCAGUAUGUCGUCACGUCCGCUCACUGGGUACAAAGACACAGAAACCGACGCGUCCGAAGGUACCUCUAUGAUGUCACAGAAGGACAGCACUCUCAGAUCCGACGAAGGAAGAAAAGCGAGACAAUCAGAAUCAUCGGACAGUGACAGCGAUGACGACCUCAAAUCUGGACCAAGUUCAAUCGUCCAAUCGCGCUCGAAGAGUACAGACUCGUUGGAAGAUUCGCUGAGAGCUUACCGUUAAUUUAUUUAUGCCUGUUGUACCUAUUUCGUGUAGCGUAUAUAGUAGGGUGGGGGAAGAUGGGACAUCUUUCAUUUCAUUUUAGUGUCCCAUUCGGUAUUAAAUAUAGAACAUUCAAAGAAUUAUAAAAUCGUAUCCUCACGACCCCCAUAGACCGUUGUUAUUUGUUUAAAACACGUUCAGGAUAUUUGGAUAUUAGGUGCUGAAUUACGUUACGUAAUAUAUGACGUACUUUCCCGUACUUAUAAAGAACUUUCAUGACGUGGGUAAAGGUCAACUGGGGGUGCUAAGGAUGUCCUGCCUUUCCCCACCCUACUAUAUAUUAGUUGGAUAUUUGCUUGAACUUGUAAAAAAAAAAACUACAAUUUUGGGUAAACCGUUUUUUUUUUAUCAGUGGUGUUUAAUAGCUUAUAGGUUUUCGUCUAAAAUUAUGUGAUUUUUGCAACUUUUUAUACGUCAUCCAAAUUAGUACAUGAUAAUAAAUAUUAAGGUUUGAGAAAUGUUGGAUUUUCUGUUCUUCACGGAACAAAACACGGGCCUAUUUACACCAGACUCUGAUUUACACCAAAACUUUUGUGUUUCCGCCUUACUAUGCUUCCAUAUAUUUUACCGUGCAAAUAUUUAUGUAAACUGAAAAAAGGAACAAAUAUAUUCGCAAUGAAAUAAAAUAUUCCAUGAAACAUCA
Molecule: messenger RNA, 3112 nt
Organism: Ciona intestinalis (vase tunicate)
Lineage: Eukaryota; Metazoa; Chordata; Ascidiacea; Phlebobranchia; Cionidae
Source: RefSeq, a predicted model, not a curated record